Molecule: messenger RNA, 704 nt
Organism: Entrophospora candida
Lineage: Eukaryota; Fungi; Glomeromycota; Glomeromycetes; Entrophosporales; Entrophosporaceae
Source: the annotation of a GenBank genome assembly
AUGUGUAUCGGGGUUUGGAAAAAAUUUAAAGAAUUUGUUCAUGAAAAAGGCGGAAAUGUGGUGGAUUUGGGUAUCGGUAUAAUUGUUGGUGGUGCUUUCACCAAUGUUGUGACUUCUUUUGUGAUGGAUAUUUUAACACCACCACUUGGUUUAGUACUUCAUGGUUCAAAUCUUGAAAAUUUUUUUAUUGUUAUAAGACCAGGUAAUACACCGAAUGCCAAAUAUAACACAGUUGCUGAAGCCCAAGCUGAUGGCGCAGUAACUGAAAAUGUUGGUAUGUUUAUAAGUACCAUCAUCAAUUUCUUUUUAAUCUGUAUCACAUUAUUUUGGAUAUUUUAUGUUUAUCAUAGUAUCCAAGAAUCUAGGAAACGUCAAAAGAAAGAAUCUACCGAAGAGUGUCAAUGGUGUCAAUCUGAAUUACCGAAAGGUGCUAUCAAAUGUAAAUUUUGUACUAGUUUACUCGCUGAAAAAAUUCCUCCUGAAUAUAAAAGAAAUGAAAUGAAUGCUGAUAGUAGUGGCAGUGGUGGUGCCAAUGAUGCUGAUAAUGAACAGAAAAUUACUUGUCAAAUUGGUUUCCCACCACAGAUUGGUGGUCGUGCUCGCAGUUAUAAACAAGCAAGUGAUUCUUUUAUCGAAGCAUCAGGGAUUGCUACAGCAAUAACUGACGGCCAUGAUCACAGUUAUAGACGAGCUGUUAGAUCGGG